Messenger RNA from Mugil cephalus (flathead mullet), 987 nucleotides. RefSeq names its product histone H2B 1/2-like. The transcript has a single exon. Lineage: Eukaryota; Metazoa; Chordata; Actinopteri; Mugiliformes; Mugilidae. Bases 19 to 390 code for a protein of 123 amino acids. Gene Ontology annotation, cellular component: nucleosome. Gene Ontology annotation, molecular function: DNA binding; structural constituent of chromatin; protein heterodimerization activity. The record is from RefSeq and is a predicted model, not a curated record.
CAAUCGAAAUAAGACGUCAUGCCUGAUCCAGUGAAAGCACCCAAGAAGGGCUCCAAGAAAGCCGUCUCCAAGAGCGUGUCGAAGACCGGCAAGAAGAAGAGAAAGACCAGGAAGGAGAGCUAUGCCAUCUACGUGUACAAGGUUCUGAAACAGGUCCACCCUGACACCGGCAUUUCCUCCAAGGCCAUGAGCAUCAUGAACUCAUUUGUCAGCGACAUCUUCGAGCGUAUCGCCGGUGAGUCCUCUCGUCUGGCUCAUUACAACAAGCGCUCCACCAUCACCUCCAGGGAGAUCCAGACCGCCGUCCGCCUGCUGCUGCCCGGUGAGCUGGCUAAGCACGCCGUGUCUGAGGGCACCAAGGCCGUCACCAAGUACACCAGCUCCAAGUAGACUCCUGCUCUACACACCAACACAAAGGCUCUUUUAAGAGCCACUCACUCCACCUCAAGAGAGUUGUUUCCUUGUUUUAAAUGGAAAGUACUUAACUUGUUCAGUGAUGCGUAGCAAAAAAUAUGUCGGUGUAUAUACAGUGUGGGUAGGGAAUUUAUAAAAAAAAUGCAUAUAUAAAAUGGAUAUAAUACUAAUCGGUGAAUGUGGACUUCGAGGUGUGUGUGUCUAUAUGCAAACGAGGUCACAAAGACAGUCCUAGUAAGUUAACGCAGGCUGGUGCUAUUGUAACUUGCUGCCGGCAUAACCAGCGCCAUCUUGAAAAUAAAUAAUACAGAAGCUUUCAGGUAAGAACUUCCCCAGAUAUAUUUUUAUUUAGUAUCAAUUGUUUCAUAAUGGUGUUCCUAUUCUAGCCUAAAUCAAGAUUAUGCAUCUAACGUUAAUAGUCGCAUCGACCAUAUUCGCUUAUUUAUAAUUUCUUAUCCAAAGUGACAGAUGACUUCAACAGGUAUCACUUUAGUUCAUUCAUUAUUUCAUGUAAUAUGUUGCCUUCACCGUACAUCUUUUACCUCAACCCCUCCGCUUACCCAGAAUAUUUUU